Larimichthys crocea (large yellow croaker) is the source of this 2523-nucleotide messenger RNA. Its product is annotated as nuclear distribution protein nudE homolog 1. Gene Ontology annotation, biological process: cell migration; microtubule nucleation; centrosome localization. The transcript is spliced from 9 exons. NCBI's taxonomy places the organism in Eukaryota, Metazoa, Chordata, Actinopteri, Sciaenidae. The coding region runs from base 267 to 1331 and encodes 354 amino acids. Gene Ontology annotation, cellular component: centrosome; kinetochore; kinesin complex. Gene Ontology annotation, molecular function: microtubule binding. The record is from RefSeq and is a predicted model, not a curated record.
UGCCAGCUAACUUGUGAUUGGUGCGUCAGUCUGGACAAUAUGAAUGGCAACAUGUAUUGUUGUUCGACGUCUUCCCAGGACAAUCGCAACUUUUGUCGCUUCAAACUCCGGCAACAGUUUUUCCUCUCACCGGUUAACCGACAGACGUCGGUGGUCGGUGGUCGGUAGUUAAACCGAGCACAUGAAGAGGAGUUAGUGACGGAUAAACCGCGUCGAAAGAAGCUAACCGUUAAACCGAGAGUCUCCGUCCGGGCUGGGCUGGAGAGAUGGGGGAUCCGGAUCCUCCAGAGUUUGGGUCCCUGGAGGAAGAGCUGGAGUACUGGAAGGAGCAAGCAGCGAGGCACCAACAGAGUGCGGAGGAAGCUCAGGAGGAGCUGCAGGAGUUUCAGCAGAUGAGUCGAGACUACGAGGUGGAGCUGGAGACGGAGCUGAAACAGUGCGAGGCACGAAACCGUGAGCUCCUCGCCGCCAACAACCGCCUGCGGAUGGAAGUGGAGAACUACAAGGAGAAGUACGAGACGCAGCACUCGGAGGCGUACCGGCAGAUCUCCAGCCUGGAGGGCGACCUGGCCGAGACGACGGCCAUCAGAGACCAGCUUCAUAAAUACAUCAGAGAGCUGGAGCAAGCCAACGACGACCUGGAGAGGACCAAGAGGGCGACCAUCAUGUCGCUGGAGGACUUUGAGCAGAGGAUGAACCAGGUGAUCGAGAGGAACGCCUUCCUGGAGAGCGAGCUGGACGAGAAGGAGAACCUCUUGGAGUCGGUGCAGAGGCUGAAGGACGAGGCCAGAGAUCUGAGGCAGGAGCUCGCCGUGCAGCAGAAACAGCAGGUUCAAGACAGGAAGCCGUCCCUCAGCAGUGCAGUCAAAGAGCCUUCAUCCACCACCACCACCUCCUCAUCUCUGGCCGGUUUACCCACCCCACCCCUCACUCCUCCAGACAAAAGAACAGAGGACAAAGCCUCCUCUAACCAGCCCACCCCCUCUGCAGCCACACCAUGCAGACCUCCAGCAGACUGCUUCACCACCCCGGUGGCCUCCAUCAGCAGAGGUGAAAGCGUCUCCGGCACUCCUCUCACCACGUCGGCGAGGAUCUCGGCCCUGAACAUCGUCGGAGAGCUGCUGAGAAAAGUCGGAAAUCUGGAGUCCAAGCUGGCGUCGUGUCGUGAGUACGUCCACGAGCAGACGGUGAACCGCAGAGGCAAUGCCAGUGGACAGGCGGCGGCGUCCAGCCAGAACAACUCCUUGGAGACUCAUCCUACGAACGGCCUCUACAACAAGGGGCUGGUGAAGAGGUUAGACUUCGGAGCGGGACCCAAACUGCUGCUGUGAAACUGAAAACCACCUCCGUGCUGCUCCGUCCUUCCUGUCCAUCUGGCCCGGACCUCCCAAACAUUUAACGGUACCGUGUGCUGCACAUCAUACGGGCCGCUCAGUGGGUACUCUGGGAUGUCCAUUAACCAGCUGAACUCGACACAGUUACAGUUCGGUUUGUUUACCAGCAGUACUUCUCUUCAGCACUCGCACUUAGCUUGAAUUCAUUUACCGGACUCGUGCUGCAUGUCAACACUUUUUGUUUUUGUUUGUUUCGCUCAUAAGUUGUGUUAAGACUGAAACAUGAAGCGAGAUCACGCACAUGAAAAACCAGAUUCAGGUUCACGAUGAGUCAAAGACGGAUCACAUUUGAAGCAACGGAAAGAUGGAGAACAUGGAAACCUCAGAGAUACCCAGGUCACAUUUUUGGAUUCAGACUCCCGAUCAUCUCCGAGCGAUACCAGCCGAUACCGAAGACUCCUCACUCCUCCUGAGGAUCUGGUUGGAAGUGAUCAACAACUGUCCAGCAGUCUGACCUGGUCUGUUGUAGACCACGUUCUGGACGUCCAGAGAAACGCUUGAUCUCAACUUGAACCGGAGCGUUCAAUGCGAUACGGGAUCAAUAAAUCCACGUUUACGUUCGCUUUGUCGCCUUCUUUACUGAAAGGAUUCUGCUGUAUGGCAGCACUCUGUGUCUGCACAGUUGCCUUAAUGGAGAGGUUAAGAUCUGCGAGUACAUACAAUGUGCUUCAUUGAUCAGUUUUCGCAGUUGGCUCCUGAAUAUCGGCUGAUAACGUUCGGUAACAGAUCGAUCUGAUCAGAACAACGACACACUCAAAAUGGUCCCAUUUACUCUUCAUGUCACGUUAUUUUACAGUCCAGAAGGCGGCGUAGACGAACCUGGAGCUGUUCAGUAACUCUUCAAAGGCACUUUAGCAGCUUCAUUACACAGUUUAAACGUUUUAUUGUCUGACAGAUUUUCAGUCUGUCUCGGACGUUUCGUGGACGUGUUAACACUUCGGAUCCGUCCAAGUUAAAGGCUACAUGUAAGUGGUUUUACCUGCUGUACUCGCGUUCGUCUGCUAAAACACUCAAACCUGAGCGAUCAAACCAAAGUCAGACUGUGCUUUAUGUUUGGUUUGAACACAUCUUUGGAGCGUCGGAGUGCUGAACACUGGAAGGACACUUUUAUCUUCACAAGAGAGUUUUU